GCAUACGUCACGAUGACAUGUUUGUUUCCAGGUGGGCGAGGAGGAGGAGCCUAAAACACCUCCGGAACGUGGAGCUCUCACCAAAGCUGAAAAAGAGUUUUGAACUUUCUUUGGGGUAAAGUUGAUGGAAGAAGAAGAAGAAGAAGAAGGAUUUGGAUUAUGUAAAGUGGAAUCGGAGGAGAGAAGGAAAGGAUCAGGGCCGAGAGCUCUGUCUGAGCUGCAGCACUUCACCAAGUCUGGACUUGCUCUCCCAAUCCAGGCAGCUUUAUUAUGCAGAUGGCACAGCAAGGAGAACCUCUGUAUGAUUUCCCAGAGCCCACCAAGUCAUCGAAGUGCAAGCAAUUGGCUCAUCAACGGUCCCGAGGAUCUCUGAGGAGCAUCAGCGUGCUGGAUCGUCUCCUGCUGACUGUUCCUGUGUGGCUUCAGCUGUCGAUCAAUGCUGCGACUGCACUGCACAUACUGCAAAGGGAGCCUACUGGGACCUUCCUGGUGCGUAAGUCUCGGACAUCCCAGAGGAAUGUUCUGUGUAUCCGUUUGGCGGAUGACAGCGUGCCGUUCUUUGUUCAGCAGUUUGGUAUCAGGGAGGAACGCGCCAGUAAAACUCUGAGUCUGGAGACCUCAGCCAUCAGCUUCCCGGAUCUCCCAAGACUGAUCUCCUUCUACUGUGUCAGCAGAGAUGUCCUGCCUUUCCCUCUGGAGCUUCCUGAAGCCAUCGCAAGGGCGUCAUCGCACAAGGAGCUGGAGUCAAUCUCUCACAUGGGAGUAGAAUUCUGGAAUUCCCACCUAAAUGUCCGAGGGCCUAGAGAGGCUCCAAAACCCCCAAAAGACCAGGAGAAGCAGCCAGCCCCUGCAACCCCAGCCCCUCCUUCUACUGCUCCACAAGCAAGCUCUGCAGCUCCACCUGAUUCAGCUCCCCAGCCUGACUCAGAUCCUCAGACCAAGACUGCACCUGAAUCAGACACAAAGCCACCCGGACCUGGCUCCGCCCUGUUCCAAGAGUUUUGUCCGAUCACGACCCGCAGCCCCGGAGAGCUGGAUUUUGGCUCCGGCCUGGGCGCUCUCUGUUUCAUCAACCCGUUGUUCCUGCAGUCCCAGAAUUCUCUGUCCAGAAGGCGCAUGUUCAAACGCAGCCUCAAGGUUCGGAUUUCCACGGAGACGUCAUCCCUGCUGUCGCCCCCGCUCGUUCCUCCUCCUCCUCCGCCUUUAAUGCCCAAAACCAGAGGGAGGUGUAAAGCCCAGAAACAGGUCACACAGCCGGGUAAAGGCCCAACUCAAACUGCUCAGAUGGAUCCCACAGUUCAGGACAACACCGAUGUGGGCUCCUCAGGUACUCUUCUCCUCCAGCCUGAGGUGGAGGAGCAGGAGGAGGAAGAAGCUGCUCUUCAGCCACCAACAGUUAUGGAGCAUCUCUCAGAAGACACAGACUACAUGCAGCCGUCUCCUCUGAUCACUUCCUCACUUAUGCCCUCACUCUCACCCUAUCUCUCUCCAUCUGCGCCUCCUCUUUUCCCCAAAGUAUCCCCCUCCAUCUCUCCUCAUGGCUCCCCGGGUGCUUCUCCUUGUCUCUCACCUUAUCAAUCCCCAUCUCUCUCUCCCAAGGCUCUUUCCUCCCUCUCCCCGUACGAGUCCCCCGCUGCUUCUCCCCCCAGGUCCCGAUCUCCUUCCCCUAAAGCCCCUUUCUCGCUCUCCCCCUUCACCUCUCCAUCCUUUGCCCAGCUGGAGCAGGCCUAUCACACACCUACAUCCUCUCAGAGACCUGAUCCCUCUAGAGCGGGGAGAGAGGCUGAAGAGGAGGGAGCAGGUGUGGAUGGAAAUAAGGAGAUGAGUGAGGAACUGAACAAGAAGGGAGAAGAGGAGGAUCUGGUUUUACAGAUGAGUGCUGCUGCUUUAAAUGAAAAAGAGAGUCAGUCUAACCCGUAUGAAGAUAGUACAAGCAUCUCGCUGUCAGAUCUUUUAGACUUCUAACAGGACUGCAUCUUGUGAUCUGAUGAGAGGUUGUGUAGAUGUUCAGUGUUGAUAUGUUGAAAGUAUUCAGGGCUUUUAAAUGGAGGUGUUUUAAGAAUAUGGAACAUGUUUGAAUUAAACACAUUUUACAAUGUU
Notolabrus celidotus (New Zealand spotty) is the source of this 2100-nucleotide messenger RNA. Its product is annotated as ras and Rab interactor 1-like. Lineage: Eukaryota; Metazoa; Chordata; Actinopteri; Labriformes; Labridae. The transcript is spliced from 7 exons. The record is from RefSeq and is a predicted model, not a curated record. Bases 271 to 1965 code for a protein of 564 amino acids.